This is a messenger RNA of Dimorphilus gyrociliatus, 2446 nucleotides long. Lineage: Eukaryota; Metazoa; Annelida; Polychaeta; Dinophilidae. The record is from the annotation of a GenBank genome assembly.
CCUUUCUAGCAGACGUCACAAAAUGGCGGCUACAGAGCACUUGAAAGAAACGUUUGAGAAACUAGAUUUAACGAAGGAUGAGGUUGACAGGUUUACAAAUGCUUUUAAAAACGAAGAGUUUCGAAAGAUGUUUGUUGAGUAUGCUAGUGAAAUUGCCGACCCUGAAAAUAGGAAAAAGUAUGAAGAAGAAAUAGCCCAAAUGGAAAAAGAGCGAGGUAUGGAUGUUCAAUUUGUACAUCCAAAAGAAAGCUUUGUAAUGAAGACAACCGUUAAUGGCAAGAAGACUGCUUAUAUAAACAUAUGUAGUAAUGAAAACAUCGAAAGACCAAAGCCAACAAGAGAAGUAGGGGGAGUUUCAUGGUCAAUCCCAUAUAGUCUGUCCCCUGUAAGAGAUAAUUCCGACAAGGACGGUAAAUUAUGCACAAUAUUUGAUGUUGUUUAUCAUCCUGAUAGUAUAAGAAUGGCUGAAACUAACGUUAAAUUUAAAGAAAUUGUUAAACAAACUGCUUUUGAAGGUAUUAAAGAAAAACUUGGUGCUGUUAUAGACUUGAAAAACAUUAAAGAAUUAAAUAAUAUCAAGUAUAAGGGUACUCCUACAGCCACAGUUAUAAGGAAAAAGAAAGACGAUUUUGAAGCUUCGAAGAACGGACCGAAAAGCACUGAUGGUAUUCCACAUUUUCCAUAUCCAUACGGAGAAAAGUCGAGUGCCGAAUUGGCGCAAGAACAAGAAAAAAACUUGAAAACCAACAAAGAUUCAAAGAAAGAACAAGUCAGAACUCAAGAAGCUGACGAUUCUGAAUAUACAAAACCAAAAUAUACUAUUAAGCAUAGCAGCAACAUGGAUUUACAAAAAUAUACAAAUUCCCCGGUAUCGAUUCAAAAUCGUCCAGACAAGUUAAUCGUUAAUAUACAUUUGCCACUUUUAAAAUCUUCUAAGCCUGUUGAUUUGAAUAUUUUCGAAAGAAAAUUACUUUUACAAUCAGAAUCUCCCGCUAAAUAUAAGCUAGAAGUUCAAUUACCCUAUCCUGUUGAUGAGAAUGAAGGAUCAGCCAAAUUUGAUAAAAGCAAAACGACUCUGUCAAUUACUCUUCAUGUUUUACCUUUGGUUGAAGAUAAAAUUCCACAAAAUGCAACAAGCGUCGAAGAGGUGACGGAAGCUAAUAAUGAAGGUUCGAUAGACGCAAUGGUGGGCGAAUCAGAACAAAGGGAAGCUCAGAAAGUAGAAGAAAGUGAAAAAAAGGAUAUUGUCGAGAAAAAAGCCAAGGAAGAUACAUCAGCCACCACCUUUGAAAAACCCUCCAUCUUUGUUAAACCGGAAUUUAAAGUAAACCAAACCUCACAUGUGGUAACAUUCAUCUUCAAUCACCGUAAUAUAGAGAAAGAUUCCUUAGAAAAAGAGGUUGGUGAUAACAACAUCACUGUGAAAUUUCACACUCUAGGAGAAGGAGGAUUUCCUAUUAAAUAUCUGUUUAAAGCGAAAUUCGAGGAAACUAUAAUACCCGAUAAAACAGUUCUAGAUGUCAACUCAGAUAAUUUAGUCGUUAUCAUUUUCAAGACAACUGAUAGACAACUGUCAAAGUUACUUGUUUGCGGAGGAAACGAUGAAAAUUACGAAGAAAACAAUUUUCAAACUGAGGAGAAUUUAGUCAAGGAAGUUGAAGAGCUUUCAGCUUCAACUGAAUUAGAUAUGGAAAAUUUAACUCUUACUGAAGAGGAUGAAAACUACUUAAAGUUUGCUGUUGAUGACAAAAAUUCUCUUACGAAGGCAGAUAUAAGAAAAGGUUCUACCCAUGGUAUUUUAAAAACUGAGAGGUCUCGUUCGAUUUCAGAAUCGAGCUUAGAAAGUUCUCUUACCAGCUCUUGCCUGUCUGGAUCUCUCCCCGCUACACCGGACGUAGAGCUUGAUCUAUCCCCGAGACCUCGUACAAGGCAAAAAUCUGUUUCAUUUAGUGACCAAGUCGAAGAGCAAAGCUACAAGCAAAAUUCUUCUGUUGCUCAACUACAUAAGACUUUAAUGAACAGAAAAAAGAAAGCCCGAAAGCGCGAAGAAGGUAAGGAUAAAAGGAGACGUCACUCUUCAGGAGAAACUGUAAGCUCAUCAGAACUUGAAACAGAUCAUCACUUAAAUGGAGACCUUCGCCGAUCGUUGUCAGCAGAUGACUCUAGUUUAGAAAGACCGCAUAAUAGAAAUCAGACCAAGAAAUAUCCUGACAUUCAUUCUUCUGAACAGAGUAUAGACAGCGAUAACCCUUCGAAAGAACGCUCCAGAAAGAAAAAGAAGAAAAAGUCUAAAAAUAAAAAAGAUAAAGAAACUAAUGACAAAGAAUCGACUACUGCCAAUGAGAAAACUGUUGAAGCUAAUCAAGUUUCAAUAAACGACAUGGAUCAUAAAACUGCUUCAGCAGUAGAAUUAACCAAUGAAAUUAUGUUUGAAUUGGACGAUUAG